UAAUUCGUUUUCUCCUAAGGUAUAUUUGCAAUGACUGUUUAGGGCCACCGUAGUGGCAAUCUUCGCGGCGGCGCGCCACCGUAAAAAUAGUGCCUAGCCGAAAAUCCGGCCCGAUUUUCGUGCCAAGAUCAGCCUGGUAACAGGAUUUCAUUCACAGCUGAGUGCGGAAGCAGCAAGAUACAACAUGAGUCAGGGUCUUUGCUAGAUAGGUUAUCGAAUAUCGGUUACAUCGAUCGAGGUCUACCUCCAUGGAUCGCACCACAGAGCAAUGAGAGCAUCUAGAAUCCAAAAAAAAAAUUAUUUUACUUUCUAGGUGAGGUCACCUUGAUAGAAGAUAGGAAUUCAAGUUUGAACCAAGAAGAUCUAUUCAUAGUUGAACCACGUACCAGGUCUACACUUUGCCUGCCACAAUGAAGUUUGUCACCACACGAGGGCAGGCUAGGGAGUAUAGCUUUGAGGAGGCGCUCUUCUCUCCAGGCUACAUGUCCGACGGUGGAUUGCUCAUGCCUAAGACCAUUCCACAGAUCUCAUCAGAUCUCUUGAAGUCCUGGUCAACUCUUUCUUUGCCUCAACUGUGCAAGGAAAUUUUGCCGCUCUUCAUUGAUGAGGAAGAAAUUAGCAGAGGGGAUUUGGGAGCUGUGAUUGACAAGGCUUACUCCCGUCUCCCCGUGGAGUCUGUGGCUGCUCUGUCCUCCUUCCAAGACGGUCUUAAUGUCUUAGAGAUGGGUAACACCAAGACAUUGGCUUUCAAGGACCUGUCCACAUUCGUUAUGGCGCGUCUGCUGGAUUAUUUCUUUAAGAAAAGAGAAGAGCAUGUGACCAUUGUAGUUGGAACGUCUGGGGACACUGGCCCUUCAUCUAUCGAAGCCGUCCGUGGAUCACAAUGGAUGGACAUUGUGGUGUUAUUCCCCAAAGGAUACUGCACUCAGGUACAGGAGCUCCAGAUGACUACCGUGUUGGACGACAAUGUUCACGUCUUUGCAGGGGAAGGUUCCUCAGAUGACAUAGAUGUUCCAGUCAAAGCCGUUUGCCUGGACCAAGACUUCAAAUCACUUCACAAUCUCUGCACCAUGAACUCCAUCAACAUGUCCCGCGUCCUCUGUCAGGUCACCGGUUACUUUUACGGUUACCUCAAAGUCUGUCAGAACAUUGGAGAUGAGGUGGAGAUUGUGGUUCCAACUGGUGCAGCUGGACACGUCACUGGUGGAUGCAUUGCAUAUCACAUGGGUCUACCCAUCAAGCUAGUGUGUGCAGUCAACAGCAAUGACUUCAUACAUCGUAUGCUGACUACCGGUGAACUAGCCCGGGCCCCAGAAGUCAUCAAAACCCACUCUGUCGCCAUGGAUAUCCAGAAUCCAUAUAACAUGGAGCGCAUCUUCUCAUUGUUUUCAAACCGCGAUACGGCCUUGGUCAAGAAAGUGAUGGAUGAAUAUGAGUCUGGAGUCAAGACUACACUUCCAGCAACUUUGCUACAGAAGAUGCAGACCGUUCUGUCCUCGGCUUCGUAUGGCGAUGACGUCAUCGUGAAGACAAUGCAGCGAUGUUGGCAUGACCACCGCUACCUUAUCUGUCCUCAUACAGCCGUGGCCGUCAGUUAUUACUUCAGCAAGCUGGACCGUAUGGCGCCCAAUCAGACUCCUCACCAGACAACUGUAUGUUUUUCCUCUGCUCAUCCGGCCAAGUUCCCUGAGGCUCUGUUAGCGGCUGGUUUGGAGCCUAAGCCCACACCUUACAUCAACAACCUGCACACCAUGCCGACGCAUUACACGGAGAUGAAACAAGGACAAAACUGGGAGAAAAUGCUGAGGGACAGGAUUAUUGAGAUUGGUAAACGAAAUGGAAUCGGUCAGUAAAAUUGGAUGGAUUAUUGAGUUUAUCAGAUUUAAGCAAACACCUUUUUUUUUGAAUGUCAGUGCUAACAAUUCAGGCAAUUCACAAUUUAGUGCGCCACCAAGAGUUUGCCAUGGAGAGUCCAUUUUUCAAGGUUACAGUCGACAAAACACGGCCCAUUUGAGUGAGUGUCAGUAGACAACUUGAGCUAAUUGGUUAUAGAUUGAGACAUAUCGUUCUGCCGCCUUACAAAAAACAGACCAUAUUGAUAAAAAGGAAAGAAAAGGGCAAACAUAUUUUCGAAUCAUACGCUUACGAAAGUACUGACCGGAAAAACUAACAUUUUGAAAUGUUCCGCGCUGCGAAUUUGUCGACCAUCUCCCACAAUGCACUGGUAAAAAUUAUCUCUCUGUGUCAAACUCUUGGUGGCGCACUGCAUUGUGAAUCGCCCGAAUUGUUUAAAUGGUGCAAUUCAAUAAUUUAAGACAGCCAUAACUUGUACAGGGAGAUGCUAAUUUCAAUACUGGACUUUGCCUUUCAUCAAUGUACUAUGAAAUGUUAUAAGCUGUCUCAAAAUACAAUAUACAGUAAUUAAACUCCGGCUAAGACGGCACUCUCGGGAUGAGAGAAUUUGUGACGACUUACGCGAAUGUCGGCUUCUGCUGCAAGUCGUCAUUUUGCCGACCUACACAAAUACACAAAUUGAAUCACAGAGUGA
Patiria miniata (bat star) is the source of this 2548-nucleotide messenger RNA. RefSeq names its product threonine synthase-like 2 (gene thnsl2). Bases 411 to 1853 code for a protein of 480 amino acids. Lineage: Eukaryota; Metazoa; Echinodermata; Asteroidea; Valvatida; Asterinidae. Gene Ontology annotation, molecular function: pyridoxal phosphate binding. The transcript has 9 exons. Gene Ontology annotation, biological process: 2-oxobutyrate biosynthetic process; dephosphorylation. The record is from RefSeq and is a predicted model, not a curated record.